AUCGGCACCGCACGAGCGGUCUAUUUGUAAACCUCACAACAAUAAACAAUAACUGAGCCCGACAACAGACAAAUACACAGUGCUCUCUGCUCUUGUGCUCAGGUGAGGAGCUCGACUGAUGGAUGAAGAUGAGGAUGAUGUGUUCAAUAAGGCACGACAGCGCAGGCCUUCCUCUCACAGGCAGAUAAAGCAGACAGACAGGGGUCUUGAGACCGCAGGGAGACCCCCUGUACCGCCCAACGGUAUGCUGCGCUGUGGGGCGCAUGAGGAGUCCAGACGCUUUCUCUACGGUAACGCAGGAUUGCUACUGCUAGCUCCGUCCACCCGCUCUCAACGUGCAGACGUCUUGCUACGGGAGAACCUGCAGGCGAUGGAUCCUCCUGCGCAGAGCGUUGAAACCCUCAUCGGGCAAAAACUCCAGCUGAUCGGAGAUCAGUUCUAUCAGGAACAUAUGAUGCAUCUGAGAAACCAAAGGAACUGGCAGCCGUUGUGGUGGCGCGUGGCGUUGGCGUUCUACACAUUCUUGUUCGAGAGGCACGCGGUCGGUCGUGAGAAUCGCAGGUGAAACCUCUUCUCGGAAAUAAACUGCCAUCUGUGUCCCGGUCCACAACACAGACGGGGCGUUUAACGGCACUGUCUGAUUCUAACACGGGUUUUGAGGGAAAAAUCAGACAGAAAACACAACGUCUCCGCAGGACGGUGACCGUCUUUUUUUACCGCAGCUUCUUUUUCCCAAUGAAGAUGCCAUGUUGUUGUUGAGAUUCUAGCAGGAAUAUUUUCAUAAGGUGUUUUGUACAGUAUACAGUUCUUGUUUAAUUUUGUUUGCACCUCAAUAUGUGUAUAUUUUAAAUGACCUCCACGAGUCCUGGGAACGCCUUACUGUCCCACGCCACCUCUCAAAGACUGUUUGAAGUGAGAAAGAGGACGGUGGGUGGGGCUUUUCAUUCAGAAAUCUUCCGGGACGUCAAUCAAAUUGACAACUUGCAAAUUUCCAAAGAGGCCGUUUGUCAGAUCAAAGCUUUUUGCACUGCAGUACAUCCAGAUAUUUUUUUUUUUUUUUCAUAUUUUGAUUUUCACCUUUUUUUUAUUACUUCAUUGUUGAAUUUGUACGGUUCUUCCAGUUGUUUUUAAAAAUAAUUUCUGAAGCUCUAAUGAUGUUGAUGGAGUGGAGACACUCUGGACGUCCUUCAGAAGAGUUUCCGUGUUCGUCAAGCAGCUGAAGAGGGUCUGAUGAAGUCAAAGAUUAAUCAAUAUACUGCUGUUAUUACAGAGGGUUUGAUAUGUUAUCUUUCCAUUUCAUUUCACACAAGUUCUUGCUAUCCAGCUGUCACCAAUCAAACGCACAAGUGUUCAAAUAUUACUGGAUUGUGUCAAUUGCACUGCUCUGGUGUUUGGUCCAGUAUUGUCUAAUUCAGCAUUGUGGUGCCUGACAAAUACCAUUGUAUUUCAGAUACACUAUAUUGCCAAAAGUAUUCGCUCAUCUGCCUUUAGACACAUAUGAACUUAAGUGACAUCCCAUUCUUAAUCCAUAGGGUUUAAUAUGACGUCGGCCCACCCUUUGCAGCUAUAACAGCUUCAACUCUUCUGUGAAGGCUUUCCACAAGGUUUAGGAGUGUGUUUAUGGGAAUUUUUGACCAUUCUUCCAGAAGCGCAUUUGUGAGGUCAGACACUGAUGUUGGACGAGAAGGCCUGGCUCACAGUCUUCGCUCUAAUUCAUCCCAAAGGUGCUCUAUCGGGUUGAGGUCAGGACUCUGUGCAGGCCAGUCAAGUUCUUUCACACCAAACUCGCUCAUCCAUGUCUUUAUGGACCUUGCUUUGUGCACUGGUGCGCAGUCAUGUUGGAACGGGAAGGGGCCAUCCCCAAACUGUUCCCACAAAGUUGGGAGCAUGGAAUUGUCCAAAAUCUCUUGGUAUGCUGAAGCAUUCAGAGUUCCUUUCACUGGAACUAAGGGGCCAAGACCAGCUCCUGAAAAACAACCCCACACCAUAAUCCCCCCUCCACCAAACUUCACAGUUGGCACAAUGCAGUCAGACAAGUACCAUUCUCCUGGCAACUGCCAAACCCAGACUCGUCCAUCAGAUUGCCAGAUGGAGAAGCGUGAUUCGUCACUCCAGAGAACGCGUCUCCACUGCUCUAGAGUCCAGUGGCGGCUUGCUUUACACCACUGCAUCCGACGCUUUGCAUUGCACUUGGUGAUGUAUGGCUUGGAUGCAGCUGCUCGGCCAUGGAAACCCAUUCCAUGAAGCUCUCUACGCACUGUUCUUGAGCUAAUCUGAAGGCCACAUGAACUUUGGAGGUCUGUAGCGAUUGACUCUGCAGAAAGUUGGCGACCUCUGCGCACUAUGCGCCUCAGCAUCCGCUGACCCCGCUCUGUCAUUUUACGUGGCCUACCACUUCGUGGCUGAGUUGCUGUCAUUCCCAAUCGCUUCCACUUUGUUAUAAUACCACUGACAGUUGACUGUGGAAUAUUUAGUAGCGAGGAAAUUUCACGACUGGACUCGUUGCACAGGUGGCAUCCUAUCACAGUACCACGCUGGAAUUCACUGAGCUCCUGAGAGCGGCCCAUUCUUUCACAAAUGUUUGUAGAAGCAGUCUGCAUGCCUAGGUGCUUCAUUUAUACACCUGUGGCCAUGGAAGUGAUUGGAACACCUGAAUUCAAUUAUUUGGAUGGGUGAGCGAAUACUUUUGGCAAUAUAGUGUAUUUUCAUUAGGUUAUGAAGACAUUUAUGCUUUAAAAUUAUUGGAAUGUCAUCGCAUAAGAUCACAAAAUAUCAAAGCUAUAGUGUUAUACUUGUGCCACAAUUCUGUGUGAGCAAAAAGAUAUUUCGAGUGCGCAAGAUGAUAUGCAAGGGGUGAAAAAACGAGCGAGCGAGCAGGCAAAUGUUCUGGGCGCAUAUGAGGAGAGAGAGCGAGAUCUUGCAUACUGAACUCUGUGCAGAUGUUGACAUCAGCACAUAUUUAAAAUUUUAUCAGGGCGCAAAUUAGAAUAUCAUCUCGCACACGCAGCGUUGUGGCACAGAUAUACCACCAUACAAAGCAAGUGUCAUUUAUUUGAAAGAAAGAUAGCAAAAGCUCUCUUUCUCAAGCAAAACAUGUCAAGUUUUUAGGUUAGAAAUAAAACGAUACAUUUAAACUGUUUGCUCAAAAAUAUUAAGCUUCACUCUAACCAUAUUUGAAGUGUUGGCAAGUUUAAGAAAACAUUUAGACUUUACAUCUUUAGUCAUUCAGGUAAUAAAAUUCCCUAAAUCUUUAACUGCUCAUAUAUACAAACCUGACGUUUUAAAGUGCUUUUUAGCAUCCAUAAAACGUCUCUGCCCACGAGAACACUAGAAUCCCCUACACUGCGUUUACACUAACAUAUCAACUGUUAUAGUCAUCAACCCUUUUCAUAUGUGCUUUUAUAUAUGUAUCAUCUAAACCUGUGGUUCUGUUACCUGUUGAAGAUAAUCUUGAGAUCACUGGUUAUAAUGGCCUUUGAGCAAUACUGUGCACAUCUGUGAAGGGACUGCAGAAUUUCUCCUCUCAGGAUUCUUGGCGCUUUUUAAUUUUCUUGUUUAGUUUGUACUUUUAUACCUGUCAGGUGAUCUGUAAAGUUUUGGUGGUUUACUCUUUUGGAAUAUGACCACUACUUUUUGUACAAGACAAGUGGAAGAAGUUCUUCUGAAAUUUUGUAAACAAGACUAGUUAUUAAGUUUGAAGACACUGAUGCAUUCUCAAUGCUGUUUUUCUCUAGUUUGACUUUUUAUUUUUAUCUUGAAGGAGCGAUGCAUAUUUUGUGAGACUUUGGUUCACCGUUUGUUCAUUUAAAUCUGAUUAUUUUUUUGAGAGAUGUGGUCACGAUGAAGAAUUGAAGGAAAGCACACCUUUUAAUCAAAACACUUCUUUUUAGAUAUUACUACCGAUAAAAGUCCUCGUCAUUUUUCAAACCUGUGUCAAAUGUCAUUGGGUUAAUCUCACAAAACUCACAUUGGGUGGAUCUAUAAAAAUGGCCUCAUUUCAGUCCAACAUCAAAAGAGAAAAAAAUUACAUUAUAUUUUGCACAACAACAUUUUGUUGCAGUGUGCCAAUAUUUUCAUGACAAUUAAACCCCUUCCCCCCAAAAUACUUAUUAUGCAAAAAAAUAACAUUUAAUAAUAAUAUAUAAAUAGUGCAGUGCAUUUGAAAAGUACCAGUGUAAUUUUACAUCAUGUUAGAAUUUGUUGUACUGCUUUUAAUUUAUGAUGAUUUUAAUUUUUUUUAAAUCUUUGUGAAUCUUUCAUUACUGUAUUACACAUUACUGAUUAUUAUUAUUACAGUAAUAAUGAUUUAGGGUGUUUAAUUGUCAUGAAAAUAAUGUCACAAUGCAAAAAACAAUGACCUUAAAAUAGGUUUCAUUUUCUUUAUGCCGAAUAUAAUUGUAAAUUUUUUCUCAUUUUGGGGUGAAAUAUGACCGAUAUGUCAUGAGAUUCAAUGCAUUAUUUGCAUGACGUGUGUUUUGCCUCAGAUCACAAAUAAAUUUAUUUGGUUUGGACGUUACCGAUAAUUGGGUCCAUCUCAUGAAAACUCACAUUGGGUAAAUCUUAAACUAAUUUUUCAUCCAAAAUAAGAAAAAUAAAUAAAUACAAUUUGAGCUCAUUUUUAGGACCAUUAAGGUUGUUUGCAUUGUGACAUUAUUUUAAUGAUAAUCGAUCACAUUUCUUCCUGUAAAUGGUUUUAUUUUUAUUAUAAUUUUUCUUUCCUCCCCAAUUUGGAAUGCCCAAUGCGCUCUAAGUCCUCGUGGUGGCGUAGUGACUCCAGCGAAUCUCAGUUGCUGCCGCGUCUGAGACCGUCAAUCCGCGCAUUUUAUCACGUGGCUUGUUGAGCGCGUUACCGCGGAGACGUAGCAUGUGUGGAGGCUUCACGCCAUUCUCCGCGGCAUCCACGCACAACUCACCACGCGCCCCAUUGAGAGUGAGAACCACAUUAUAGUGACCACGAGGAGGUUACCCCAUGUGACUCUACCCUCCCUAGCAACCGGGCCAAUUUGGUUGCUUAGGAGACCUGACUGGAGUCACUCAGCACGCCCUGGAUUCGAACUCGCGACUCCAGGUGUGAUGGUCAGCGUCAAUACUCGCUGAGAUACCCAGACCCCCCCCAAAACAAAUGGUUUUAUUUAAACUUUAAAGUACAUUUGUACAAAUACAAUAGUACAUUUGCAUCAUUGUUUGUUGUACUGCCUUUAUGAUGAGUUGUACUCCAGAAAGAAUAAUUUUCAUAACCGUAAUGAGUGAGAUUUUUUUGCAUUGCAGUAUUCAGAUUAUGGGGUGGGGCGGGGGGGUAUGUUGUCAUGAAAAUAAUUUCACAAUGCAAAAAAACAACAACUGAAAGAUCCUAAAAAAUAUGUUUAUUUUCUUUAUGCAAAAUACAAUUCUUUUGAUUAUGGAUUGAAAUAUGACCCAAAUAUGUCUUCAUGAGAUUUACCCAUUAUUAGCCUUAUUUAUGUGUCUCGCCUUCGAUCGCACUUAAAUUGAAUGGCUUUUGGAAAUAUAGCCUGAAACGUCAUUGGUACAGUCGUACGGUACAAAACAUCCCAUGCAGUUCUCGUCCGCUCGUCAGACUCCAUUGAGGCAGAGGCCGCUGCAAAGAGCACGUUGUAGCAUGUUGAAUAUUGCGAGAGGUGAACGUUUGUUUCCUGCAGAUAGUGAACGCUGAGCCAGUGUCCGUGCGGAUCUCUGCUUCAUAGAGCUCAUAAACACACAUGUGCACUCCUCAAAGUUUUUAUUUAUUUUUUCUUAUUUAUUUCCUUUCUUUUGUAUAUCAGCCCAUUGCUACUGUAUAAAUGUAUUGUGCAAUUCUUUUCUUUAUAUUCUUUGAUACCAAUGUUGUAUUGUGUUUUGGGUGUCUAUAUCUCAUGUUUGUUUGUUGUGUUACUGAAGGAGGUUUUAACAGCAUCUGGUUUCAUGUCAGUGAUUAUAAUCUUGAAAUCUGUUUGCUGUUGUUUUGUUUGUUUUGGUUUCUCCCAAAUCAACAAAGUGCAUCAGAUGAAUUGAGUUAUAAGCACAGACACCCUGUCAGCCCUGAUAUUAUUGGGAGAAUGUCACAAGAACAUGUCCAGGUCAAAGACCACCUCUAAAACAUCUAAAGAAAUUGAAUUUUGCAUAAAACAUAUUAAGCCUUUUUUUUUGUUUUUGUUUUUUUUUUUGCUACCAUGUAACAAAUGCUACCAUGUAACACUUUACUGUUGAAAAAAAUGUAUCAUUAUUUUUGUGCAAUACAGUAAUGUGAAUUCAUGGUUAAAAAGUCAUGAAAAUAUUGUCACAAUGAAAAGAUCUUAAUAGACCUACAAAUGGGCUUCAUUUCCUUUAAGCAAAAUCUAAUUUCUUAUUUCUUUAAAUCUACUGAAAACCAAUGCAUUAAAAUGAAAAUGCAGUUCCAAUAACACAACAAUUGUUAACUGGAGGUUUUUUAGACACAUGACUGUGGUUGCCCAUUAUUGUCCAUAUUGUGGAGUGCUUUAUCUCUCUUGUUCUCUUUUACAUGCACUGGAAUGUUCUUUGUGUUUGAUUUAAUCUCAAGGGUUUCUUUAACCCCAGUGUUAAAGUUUCUUUCUAAUAUGUCGCUCUUCUGAAGUUCUUGAAAUAUCAGGAAUACAUGUUGUCUUUGAA
Myxocyprinus asiaticus (Chinese sucker) is the source of this 6624-nucleotide messenger RNA. Its product is annotated as bcl-2-modifying factor-like. The transcript has 4 exons. The record is from RefSeq and is a predicted model, not a curated record. NCBI's taxonomy places the organism in Eukaryota, Metazoa, Chordata, Actinopteri, Cypriniformes, Catostomidae. The coding region runs from base 119 to 565 and encodes 148 amino acids. Gene Ontology annotation, biological process: positive regulation of apoptotic process; negative regulation of autophagy; apoptotic process. Gene Ontology annotation, cellular component: myosin complex.